Molecule: messenger RNA, 2195 nt
Organism: Durusdinium trenchii
Lineage: Eukaryota; Dinophyceae; Suessiales; Symbiodiniaceae
Source: the annotation of a GenBank genome assembly
ACCGCAUUUAGAACAGAUAGAGUUUUUUGUGUGCGCUUGUUCAUUCAAUGUCCCGAAUCGCCAUGGCCCGCAAGCAAGCCUUACAGCCGCUGACCAUCGUUCUCUUUGGAUUGCUUUGCGUUCUGCAGCCCGUAACGUUUGUGGGCCCAGGCCGACAGCCCAACCAAAGCCAUGUGCCGCGAAGGGCGUCUGACAGCUUUGGAGAGGCCCUUCAGCUUCCUCCCGAGCAGGUGGUGCAGGCAGUGGGACAAGCUGGGCCGCGUGUAACGGCUUCUGAUGUGGCAGCAGCUGGCGGUAUGGGCUUGGAGGAGGCCAGAAAGGGCCUGGUUUCACUUGCCGCGGUUUUGGGCGCCGAAUCUGAGCUGGAGGUCUCGAAGACUGGCGAGUUGGUCUACCGAUUCCCUUCAGAUGUGAAGGCUGCCCUCUUGAAGGUCUCUGCUGCAGCUGCGGCUCGCGAGGCGUGGAGCCAAGCAAAACCUACAGUCUUCACCGUUCUGCGAGCGGCGUUUGGAGUAACCCUUUUUGCUUCGAUUGCCAUCAUUUUUUCAGCGAUUAUUGCCAUCAGCGUCAGCUCAUCAUCAUCGUCAUCAGAUCGUGAUCGCGAUGAUCGCGAUGACCGGCGCCGAAAUGAUAGCUUUGGCGGAGGCGGUUUUAGUUUUGGAUAUGUUCCCAGAUUGUAUUACGGAUCAUCGCCUUUCGAUGUGUUCUACUACCGUCCACACUACAGCUAUGACUUUUUUCACCCAAUGGGCUUCCUCGAGUCCGUCUACAGCUUUGUCUUUGGCGAUGGGGAUCCGAACAGUGGCCGUGAGCAGCGGCAACUUGCAGCUGUUGCCGCGGCUGCCCGGCGGAAUGGCGGAGUCCUGACGGCUGAGCAGAUGGCCCCAUUGCUAGACCCUCCUGAGCGACCCUCAGGAGACAGCUACAAUGUGAAUGAAAGCUGGGUGCUGCCAGCCAUUUCCCAGCUCAAUGGCCGACCAGAAGUGGCGAAGAAUGGGCAAAUCGUAUAUGUUUUCGAUGAUCUUCAAACCACUGCAGGUGAGACUGGUCGCGGCGAGGUGCCGGACAUCUUGGAGGAGGAGGAGAUUCCGUUUUCCUACGCAGAUCGUGACCAGCUUACGUUGGUGUGCCUGCUAGGGGUGGCCAACUUGGUGGGUGCUGCUUACUUGGGUGCAGCGUUUGCUGAUGUGGGCGCUGAGAAAUUGAUAGGUUUUCUGGGUGCUGUGAAGACUUUCUAUCCAGCGUUGCUCUCAUAUGCAGUGGGUUUCUUUGCUGCUCCUGCUAUCCGAUUCUUUAAUUUGAAAAGAAUCAACAGUGAAGUACGGGCGAGGAACCAGUAUCGACGCCAGUGGUGGGAGAUGCUUCGUAGUGGGGCUGUCGAUGGCAAGUUGGCAGAGGCGAGAAAAUACCGGCAAAACGUGCGCGAGAUUAGCUCCGGUGAUGCCGUUUAUAGCACAGCGCAGGACGUUGCGCCACAGCGCUCUGACAGCGAUCUGGAGGAUUUUGAUCGGCGCCUCCGGGGCUGAGAUCCGUGGCGUGGUGAAGCAUUUAGCAUUCUUUUUGAGCACAUACCAUUGGAGGAUUUGUUUCAAGGAUAUAGAGCCGUUCUUGAAACUCUCGUUUAGGGGCACUGAGCAAGAGGAAAGAUGGCGAGAUUGUCCGGAUGCCGCAGGUAACAACCGAUUCAGGACUCCCGGCAGGUGUGCGCUGUAGAGUUUUCGUUAUUUUUGGUGCCGUGCAACGCUAUUCAAUCGCGUACCAUUAUCAAAAUCGUCUCUAGUACUAGAUGUGCUGUAGCACUAGAGUACACAAUCUCCAUCCUGGAAAGUCCAACUUUCCUCAGCAUCCCGAAACGGUGCAUGCUUAUGCCACAAUAUGCUACAAUGGUACCAGUGGCAGGAAUUGUUUGAAAGGAGUGCCCGGAAUGACCCCGCCCGCUUUGCCGCAGGACGGUUGCAAUGCUGUGUGGUUUUUACCCGGACAGCUGGACAGCCAAUCAAAUGGUUUGAGCUAAUUGCUCAAACUUGUUGAGGUACAGCCAUGGACAGAGUCAAAUGUAACAAGAAGCUACUAGUAGCACCUCUUUGUGUAAUCGUUUUGCCUGCCAAAAGUGCAGCCUCACUGGGAUCUUCGUGGCGUCGCUUUGAGGGGUCCUUAUCAGCCUUAGGUUUUGAGAGUUGCAAUUCACAUCGGAC